Postia placenta MAD-698-R-SB12 is the source of this 561-nucleotide messenger RNA. RefSeq lists its product as hypothetical. The record is from RefSeq and is a predicted model, not a curated record. Bases 1 to 561 code for a protein of 186 amino acids. The transcript is spliced from 2 exons. NCBI's taxonomy places the organism in Eukaryota, Fungi, Basidiomycota, Agaricomycetes, Polyporales, Adustoporiaceae.
AUGGUGUCGAAAGGAGACUCGGACACUCACCUAACUGUCUGCAGUAGUCCGGCCUCAUCGAUGCAGGGGGAGGUGCAGAGGAAAGUGUGCAUAACACACUCGAGAGCUAAAGAGUGGGACACGGAGCAAGGAGAAGCCGCCAGGAGGGCGGGACACCUGCUGCGCGGUUCGCUCACGAGCGGGCAUGGCACGCAGUUAGACGCAAGCAUGGGGGGUAAAUCUACGCGGGUAUGCUAUGUCAAUACAAAUGAGACCACCGAGCUAGUGUGGCGCCAGGCGACGAGAGACAAAAUUGGCGUACCCAAGCAAGCGCAGAGCCGGGAAAGGGAAGGAAAGGGAAAGGAGGAGAGACAAGAUACAAACGAGGGUGGGCAGGGCACGAUCGAAAACCUAGGAUACGUGAGCAAGGAAGGAGGUGUCGUGGAUGCUGCGCGACGCAAGGAUGAUGUGGGAGGAGACGAAAGAGCGAGACGCCUGAAGCGAGGAAAAUUGCUCGCUCAGCCAGACGCUGGGGCCGGCCUCUCCUGGCUACACGAGGGAUCAACUGGCCCCGGGCACUAA